Molecule: messenger RNA, 1646 nt
Organism: Triplophysa dalaica
Lineage: Eukaryota; Metazoa; Chordata; Actinopteri; Cypriniformes; Nemacheilidae
Exons: 11
Coding region: 50-1282 (410 amino acids)
Molecular function (GO): 2 iron, 2 sulfur cluster binding
Source: RefSeq, a predicted model, not a curated record
UAGCCACAUGCAUGCAGCUGAUCUUCUAGACUUACUUUAGUACGACUGAAUGGAUCACUUCGAGAAGGAUUUAGUUGAUGCGCUGACAGAUAUUGUCAAAGCUGGAAACUGGCAGUGUGUGGGAGACAAAUCUAAAUUUAAGUCACCAUGCACGAAGCUUUACUCAGACGACGGAGAGCAUAUAGUCCUGGUGCAUACAGAUGAUGAUACAUUCUGGGCUAUGGAUUCAUCUUGCCCACAUGAAGGGGGCCCACUGGAGCAAGGUGAUAUUGAAGAUCUGGGCAAUGGGAAACUGGCAUUGAUCUGCCCAUGGCAUUAUUUUGAUUUCAGCCUUGAAACAGGUUCCUCCUCCACUGGACUUCAGAACCAAGUGUAUGAUGUGCGAGUCUUAGAUGAUAAAGUGUUCAUAAACACUCAGAGAAUGCUGUCCCUCUGUCCUUUACCUGUGAAAAGUAUUAUAACCCACCAAGACAUUUUGCCCGUGGAAAUAAAUGAAAAUAUGCUUUGCUCGUGGGCCACCAAAAUCCUUCAGACCCCAGACCCACAGGAAAAGGUUUCCUUGACCAAGAUGGUGCAAGAGAAAUGGAACAGCUGGGAAAUAGCAGAAAUUGGGGAGUCCAGUCCUCCAUCACAGCCCAGCAGAAAAGACAGUCUGACAGUUCUGGAGCCUGGUAAAAUCAAACGGGGCAAAGGUGGCACACUGGCAAGUAGGAUCGCCUUACUACACUCACUCGCUAAUAUAGAACAGUGGGCAAUAGACCUCUCCUGGGAUAUUAUAGCAAGAUUCUCCACAUUUACAUUGAGCACUGGAGAACCACUGCCCCGGGAGUUUUUCAAUGACUUUGUCAAAGUAGCCGGCGAUGAAGCAAAGCAUUAUCAGUUACUUGAGCAAAGGAUUAUAGAACUCGGCAGUUUUUUUGGUGCUUUACCAGUACAUAACGGUUUAUGGCAGUCAGCAACAGAUACGUCUCACGAUUUGUUAGCAAGGUUAGCUAUAGUGCACAUGGUCCAUGAAGCCAGAGGUUUGGAUGUUUAUCCUCAGACGUUGUCUCGUUUUGCUGCUCAUGGAGACUCAAGCUCAGUUAAGGUAUUGGAGGUUAUCUACACUGAUGAGAUCACACAUGUGGCUGCAGGGCUGAGAUGGUUCACAUACAUCUGCUCUAAAGAAGGAUGGAACAAAAAAGAAGAUAUUUUGAACACAGUUGGUAACCGAACAGCACUGCACCCCAUUCAGUUCUAUUAUAUGAAAAAAAACCAAUGCAAGUUAAUGGGGGCCAGUUAACAACAUUCUUCAAUUUGUGUUUUGUCUUCAUUUGUGUUCUUCAUUUGUGUUCUUCAUAUCUUCAUUUGUGUUUUGUGGAAGAAGGAAAGUCAGGUUUGAAAUGAUAGGAGGGUGAUAACAUGAUGACAGAAUUUUAUUUUUGGUUGAACUAUCACUUUAAUAUUGAAGUUAUACAAUUUAAUCUUUCAGAAGCGUUGUUGUUUUUCUUGAGUGUUAUUUUGUUAAUGUAUUUCAGGAUUCCUUGAAAACCUUCCAUGACUUGGUGAAGUUACAUUUCAAAGGGUUUUUAAAGCCGCCAUUUAACACAGAGGGAAGGAAGACUGCAGGCAUGACAGAAGAGGUAAGUAUCUGUUAUUGUUGAUGU